Arabidopsis arenosa is the source of this 2052-nucleotide messenger RNA. The record is from the annotation of a GenBank genome assembly. NCBI's taxonomy places the organism in Eukaryota, Viridiplantae, Streptophyta, Magnoliopsida, Brassicales, Brassicaceae.
AUACUCAAGAUUUUGUCUCCGCCGCCGAGUGCCUAGUGCCUCCCGAUCUACGCCCCAAUCCCUAGAUGGCUACGGAGGCUACAACCGUACCCAAAUUCCAGGAACCUGAUCUCCGGCAGGUUUCUCAGACACCGGAUUUUAAACCGGAAAUCGCUCACGACGGCCUUAAGUUCUGGCAAUUCAUGAUUGCUGGUUCGAUUGCUGGCUCCGUCGAACACAUGGCGAUGUUUCCAGUCGAUACCAUCAAGACCCAUAUGCAAGCGCUUCGACCAUGUCCGUUAAAACCCGUCGGAAUCCGGCAAGCUUUCCGUUCGAUUAUCCAAAAGGAAGGACCUUCAGCUCUGUAUCGCGGGAUUUGGGCUAUGGGUCUCGGCGCUGGACCUGCUCACGCCGUUUACUUCUCCUUUUACGAGGUAUCGAAGAAGUAUUUAUCCGCCGGGAAUCAGAACAAUUCCGUCGCGCAUGCGGUCUCAGGUGUAUUCGCUACUAUAUCAAGCGAUGCUGUUUUUACUCCCAUGGAUAUGGUGAAGCAGAGGUUGCAGAUGGGUGAAGGGACUUAUAAAGGGGUUUGGGAUUGUGUUAAGAGGGUUUUGCGUGAGGAAGGGAUUGGUGCGUUCUAUGCUUCUUAUAGGACGACGGUUCUGAUGAACGCGCCUUUUACGGCUGUUCACUUUGCGACAUAUGAAGCGGCUAAGAAGGGAUUGAUGGAGUUUUCGCCGGAAAGAGUUAGUGAUGAUGAAGGUUGGUUGGUUCAUGCCACUGCUGGAGCUGCUGCUGGUGGAUUGGCAGCUGCUGUGACGACGCCGCUUGAUGUUGUCAAGACGCAGUUGCAAUGUCAGGGUGUGUGUGGAUGCGACCGCUUCACUAGUGGUUCGAUUAGCCAUGUACUGAGAACGAUAGUGAAAAAAGACGGAUACAGAGGACUUCUAAGGGGAUGGCUCCCGAGAAUGCUCUUCCAUGCUCCUGCGGCAGCAAUAUGUUGGUUCAGUUGCAGUCCUGUUUGCACCAUGAAUCAACGUAUGCUGGAUCGUUCGUAUACACAAAGACAUGUCGGAAUCCGGCAGGCUUUGCGUUCAGUAAUCCAAACGGAAGGACCAUCGGCUCUGUACCGUGGGAUAUGGUCUAUGAGGGACGGAGCCAUGGGGCCCACUCACUUCGUUUAUUUCUCCUUCUACGAGGCAUCCAAGAAGUUCUUGUCCACUGGGAAUUCAAACAACUAUGUGGUCCACGCGAUUUCCAGCGCCUUCGCGGCUGUAUGGAGUUAUGCCGUUUCAACUCCCGUGGUCCACGGCCUGAUAAAGAUCAAACAGAUGAGACAGCGAAUCGCUAUAACAACUAACAAUUCAACCUCCGACAUAACGCGUUCCCAUCUCAAACUGUCGCAGAAGCAGCUGCUUCCCUCUCGUCUCCAGGCGAUCGAAGCUCCUAUGGAAGAGAACAACAACGCCGGUAGCGAUUCAGACUCUAACUCCGUCGAAGAUUCACAAGACUAUUACGAACCGAUCUCAGCCGUCGAUCUAGAUAACGCCGAUGACAAUGAAGAUGACAGUUAUCUUUCCAUCGGUGGAGAUGGUCUCUCUAACGGCCAUUGUAUGAUUCCAGAAGCAGAGGAAGGAAUCUCUUCUAUUAGUAUAAACGAAAACGGAGAGAGCGAAGAAGAAACAGAGACGGAGACUGAACCGGAGAUCCGUCGAGCAUUUGAAGAGGACGAACGGCGUCGAAGAUCGCCGUUAGUGGCGGAGAAUGCCGUUAGGGUUAUGGAGGCAAUGCGAGCCAUCUCGUUCCCUGGUACGGCUCCUGAUUGGGCCUCCGAUGUUAAUGAAGAUCGUUGGAUUGAUCAGCUUCGAAGAUUGAGAUCCACUUCUCAAUAAACUUAACACUACUUUCUCCAAAUCUCUCGAUACUUUGUUUCCGUUCAACAUCUUUCUCAAUGUUGUUCAUCAAUGUGACUUCAAUUCAAAAACCAGAGAAUUUCAUCAUUCUUUAAGUAACACUAACCAGUGUUUUGCUAUACAAAACCCUUUACUUGAUGAAUAUAGUAUGAUGUUUCUG